GGCUCGUGGCAGCAGAGUUGCAGUAGAGUACGACAACUUGAGUUAGGCUUUCCCUUUCGGGUUCGUUCUCUCUUGUAGUUCUCUUUUUUCUGCCUUCUUUCUCUUCGGGGCUGAGCUCUUCCACGCUUCUCCUCCAUGGCUGCUAUGAUGUUCGUAGCACUCUUUCUCACCGUGCUUCGUGUUUCUGAUGCUGCUUGGUGUGUUUGUAGGCAAGAUGCGAGCAACUCUGCUCUUCAGAAAACCAUAGAUUAUGCCUGUGGAGCUGGGGCUGAUUGUAAUCCUAUUCUGCAGAAUGGCCCCUGUUAUAAUCCUAAUUCAGUUCUUGCCCACUGCACAUAUGCUGCUAACAGCUACUACCAGAGGAAGGGUCAGGCUCAGGGAGCUUGUGACUUUGCUGGAACUGCAGUAAUGACCCAAACUGACCCAAGUAGCAAUGGCUGCUCUUAUCCUUCCUCACAAAGUGCUGCAGGGAGCAGCAGCAGCACUGGUAAUGGAACCUCAACACAGAACCCAGGCUCAGGUUCAAGUUCAAGCGGCUUGACUCCAACCCAAAGUGGAGCAGGAGGAGUUCUGGGAGGUCUCGGUCCUUCAGGAACUGCCACCAGCAUAGAUGGCAGUGAUGCUGCUUCUCUCCCAAAUCCAAACUUUUCUCUGUUUCUAAUCAUUUUUCUAUCUGGUUUGGUUUUUCUGAGGCUCUGAUUGAAUACUGGGAAGGAAAUAUAUAUAGAUAUAUACGAUGAGUUGGUGAGAAGAAGUGGGUUUUGAUUCCUCGUGGCUGUUGAUCGACUCAUGAGCAAUAGAGUGGGGGUUGGGGUGGCUGAGAGUAGUGUGUUAGAAUGAUCUGUCACUCUGCACUUUUUUUCAUAUUUUAUUUUUUGUUUAUUUGAAGUAUGUUGUGAUAUUUCUUUUGUAAAUCUAUGGUGGCAGAACUUGUAAUUGAAUUCUGAUGAAGAUGAGCGAACUUGUUGUUGCAGCAAUUUGGU
Phalaenopsis equestris is the source of this 983-nucleotide messenger RNA. RefSeq names its product PLASMODESMATA CALLOSE-BINDING PROTEIN 3-like. NCBI's taxonomy places the organism in Eukaryota, Viridiplantae, Streptophyta, Magnoliopsida, Asparagales, Orchidaceae. The record is from RefSeq and is a predicted model, not a curated record. Bases 136 to 699 code for a protein of 187 amino acids. The transcript is spliced from 4 exons.